CCGUUGACUGCAAACUUAAAACGUCCCGCUCCCACCACUCAUCAUGGCGGCCGGGCCGAAGCAGGCCGCCAUCCACGUGGGCGACCGCGUCGCGGUCCGACUCGACGCCAAGUCCACGGAGGAGUCCCGGGGUGAGGUGCGGUACGUCGGGCCCAGCGGUGCACAGCGCGCGGUUGUGGGCAUACGCCUGGACGAGCGCAAGCGGGGCCUCGGGGAUGGCAAGCGGAGCAGCGGCGAGCGGCACUUCCGCUGCGAGCCGGGCCACGCCAUCUUCGCGAGCCCCUCGCAGUGCCGGCUCGUCGCGCGCGCGCCGCGGCGGGACCGCCGCGCCGCGGGCAAGGAGAACGAGGCGGCCCCGGCGCCCGCGGCGGCGGCGGCGCCCCCACCGGCGCCGCCCUUCGACCUCGAGGCCGAGUUAGAGGCCGUUGUGGGCCUGGCGGGCGCCAAGGAUGCGCUACGGAGCCUGCGGAACCGGCUCGUCGUCGGCAAGAAGCGCGCGGCGCUCGGCGUCGUCGACGCGCCGCCGCGCCUCUACCUGCUGGUGGGGGCGCCGGGGGCCGCCUUCGGCGCCGUGGCCCGGGCGCUGGCCGGCCUGCUCGGCGACCUGGGCGUCGUCGGCGCGUCAAAGGUGGCGCGGGAGGAGGCCACGAGGUGGAGGUGCGGCGGCCGCGGCGACCGCGACCGCGCGGCGGCCGCGGCCCGGGCGGCCGCCGACGCCCUCGACGCGGCGGGGGGCGGCGUCCUCCUGGUUGGGGGCGCGGGCGACCUCUGCGACGGCGACGGCCAGGCGGCGGCGCUGGACGCUCUCUGCGAGGGGUGGCGCUCGGAGCGGACGGUCCUCGCGGUCGCGGUGGACGAGCCGCGGCGCGCGGCGCUCCUCCGCGCGGCGCCGCGGCUGGCGGCGGCGCGGCCCGUGGCGCUGGAGCUGGCCGACUACUCCGAGGCGGAGCUGGCCGAGCUCGUGCGGCGCGACGCGCGGGCGCGGGGCUUCGCCGUGGACCCGGCCGGGGACGGGCCGGACUGGCUCGUGCGGAGCCUGGCGCCGCGCCGCGCGGGCGCCGGCGAGGGCGAGGGGGGCGUGAUCCUGGCGCGGGCGUGCGUGGACGGCGCGCUCCGGAGGCAGACGGACCGCGUGUACGCGAGCGGCACGGCGUCGUCCGAGAGCCUGCUGCGGCUCCGGCGCGCCGACUUCGAGGACGACGGCGCGCGGGCCGACGCGGGCGCCGCCGCGCUGGCGGCGCUCGACGGCGUCGUGGGCCUCGCGGGCGUGAAGGAGCACGUCCGGGCCCUGACGGCGCAGGUGCGGCUGGACCGGGAGCGGCGGCGGCACGGCAUGCCCGUGGAGCGGGGCGCGAGCCUGCACUGCGUCUUCCGGGGGCCGCCCGGCACGGGCAAGACGACGGUCGCGCGGCUGCUGGCGCGGGCGCUCGGCGCGCUCGGCGCCGUGCGGGCGGGCGACCGGGUCGUCGAGUGCGACCGGGGCGCGCUCGUCGCGCCGUACAUGGGGCAGACGGCGCUCAAGGUCCGGGAGGCCUUCGACCGCGCGAGCGGCGGCGUGCUGUUCGUGGACGAGGCCCACGCGCUCGUGGAGAGCGACAAGGACGCGUUCGGGCGCGAGGCCCUCGACACGCUCGUGAAGCUCCUCGAGGACCGGCGGGGCGACGUCGUCGUCGUCCUCGCGGGGUACUCCGCGGAGAUGGCCGCCCUGUUCCGGCGGAACCCCGGCCUGGCGUCGCGCUUCCCGCACGUCUUCGACUUCGAGGCCUACACGGCGGCGGAGCUGGGGGCCAUCGCGCGCGGGCUGCUCGCCGCGCGGGACCUCGAGCUCGCGCCCGGCGCCGGCGCGGCGCUCGACGAGGCGCUCGCGGCCGCGGGCGGCGGCAACGGCCGCGCCGCGCGGAACAUCGUCGAGGCGGCCGCGCGCCGCAUGGCGCGGCGCCUCGACGGCCGGCUCCGGGACCGCCGGACGGUCCCGCCGGACGAGCUGCGCCGCCUCCUCGCCGCCGACUUCCACCCCUAG
This is a messenger RNA of Pelagomonas calceolata, 2020 nucleotides long. The record is from the annotation of a GenBank genome assembly. NCBI's taxonomy places the organism in Eukaryota, Pelagophyceae, Pelagomonadales, Pelagomonadaceae.